Molecule: messenger RNA, 1191 nt
Organism: Juglans regia (Persian walnut)
Lineage: Eukaryota; Viridiplantae; Streptophyta; Magnoliopsida; Fagales; Juglandaceae
Exons: 2
Coding region: 1-1191 (396 amino acids)
Source: RefSeq, a predicted model, not a curated record
AUGGACAAAAGCUGGAUGAAUUUGGGUGAUAGACUUGUAUCACCUGCAUAUGCUGAAGGGGUUAAAAAUUUCCUCACAAUAGCACGAAACCAUUGUGAGGGAAGUGACUGCAUUCGGUGUCCCUGCCGUAUAUGCUGUAAUAACCUCUUCUUGCCUAUAUUUGAGGUGGAGACUCACUUGUUCAUAAAAGGGAUCAAUCCAAAUUAUACUCAGUGGAUAUUUCAUGGUGAGGAGGAAACACUCCCCAUCAUUGACGACGACACCCGUCUCGGAGUUGGAGUUGAAGACAAGUACAUUGAUGACAUGGACCGUAUGUUAGAUGACAUUUGGGCUGGCACAUUUGGAGAUGCCCCUGAAGACAACACUACAUCGCCAACUCAGCCAUCAAUACCACAUCCCUCCCCAAACGCAACUUUUGACCAACUAUUAGAGGAUGCUCGACGUCCUCUUUUCGACGGCUGCACUAAAUUCUCAAAGCUCUCAUUCGAUGUGAGGUUGUUACAUAUUAAAACGGUCGGUGGGUGGUCAAUCAAGUCUUUUGAUAUGCUCAUAAGCCUUCUGCGGUCUGCCUUUCCUGAUGCUAAAUUGCCUAGUUCAUAUGAGGAGGCAAGGUCAUUGGAGCGAGGGUUGAAUUUCAAGUACCACAAAAUAAACGCAUGCCCCAACGACUGCAUUUUAUUCUGGAAGGAAUAUGCUAAUCAUAAUGAGUGCCCUAUAUACAAGAUAGCAUGUGAUAUGAGAUGGCAUAAAGAGCAGCGGGUACCCGAUGAGACUAGUAUGAGACAUCCUGCUGACUCUCAGUCCUGGAAGACAUUUGAUGAAGCUCAUUGUUGGUUUGCUAGGGAUGCUCGCAAUGUUAGGCUCGGUCUGGCAAGCGACGGCUUCAAUCCCUUCAACAACCUAGCAAAACCGUAUAGCAUUUGGCUAGUGAUUCUUGUCCCGUAUAAUUUUCCGCCGUGGUUAUGCAGGAAAGACCAGGUCUUCAUGACAUCGCUCAUUAUCCCUGGCCCAAAAUCACCAGGGAAUGACAUUGAUGUGUAUUUGCAACCUUUAAUUGAUGAGUUGCUUGAACUCUGGGAACAUGGGGUACCUACAUAUGAUGCUUCCACAAAGGAAAUGUUCAUGUUGCAUGCUGCCUUAUUAUGGACAAUUAAUGACUUUCCUGCUUAUGGAAAUCUUUCUGGGUGGUGA